AUGGCCUCCCAACAAUCCACCAAGGUUAGCUAUGCCGAUAUUGCGAGUCGGCCAGCUGCUACCAUGCAACCAAGGGUAGCAAGGCCGAAGUUCUCCAACAUCGUAAUAGUGAAGCCAAGCGGGGGCAAAUCUUUCGGCAGCACGAAGUCGAAGGUCAUCGGCGACUUCAUCCGGAAAGAGUGGAAGUUGGUUGCAGUAGCAAUUAGUUCCAGAUCCAAGGCUGGUGAAAUCAAUCCAAAGGACGUCAUGGAUGCAGUAUCAAAAGUAUGUGCCGACAAUGUCACGAAUCUACAACCACCAAAUAAGGAUACCAAACCAAAGAGGAAGAGAUCCAGCACGGAUGUUCCGAAGACUGACGUAGUGGGUCAAUCAGUGGAAACGCCAAGAAAAGUUCAUACAGCUGGACAUCAAUGGUUUGAACGUACCUGA
Molecule: messenger RNA, 429 nt
Organism: Lottia gigantea (owl limpet)
Lineage: Eukaryota; Metazoa; Mollusca; Gastropoda; Lottiidae
Exons: 3
Coding region: 1-429 (142 amino acids)
Source: RefSeq, a predicted model, not a curated record